Cyprinodon variegatus (sheepshead minnow) is the source of this 1669-nucleotide messenger RNA. RefSeq names its product cortexin-3-like. NCBI's taxonomy places the organism in Eukaryota, Metazoa, Chordata, Actinopteri, Cyprinodontiformes, Cyprinodontidae. The record is from RefSeq and is a predicted model, not a curated record. The transcript has 2 exons. Bases 335 to 586 code for a protein of 83 amino acids.
AAAGAGGGGAGGUAAAAAAUUAAAGACCGCGGAGCAGCAAAGGGUGAGGUCUGCCGGGCUCAGUCAGCAUAGACAGAAAAACAGCCACAGUCAGGCUGGUUUGUUUGUCUCUGCUAUGAAGUGAGGAGCCCUGCGGUCUGCGGGACACAUCUGCUCACUGCUGCAUCUCUUCUCGGUGAAGGAAGCUGAAGGACCUUAGCGCCGCAUCCAGCGGAAUGGAGAGCUGCUGCUGACUGUGGAGCUCCCCUCAGAACAACAGGUCAUUUUCUUCCAGCUAUUCUUCCCCUUAAAUCUUUCAACAAACGACAAAGAGCUGGAGCCGAGACGGUCAAGCAUGGAUGUGCCCAGGAUGGCCGAGGGCCUCUUCAGCAGCACGCUGUCCUCGUCGGGUGGUGGCCAUCAUGUCCCCUCCUACCUGACGUUGGAGCAAAAGGCGGCAUUUGUCUUUGUGCUGCUGCUCUUUAUCUUCCUGGCGCUGCUCAUCGUGCGCUGCUUCCGCAUCCUGCUCGACCCUUACCGCAGCAUGCCCUCCUCCAACUGGACAGACCAUACUGAAAAAGACACCUUUGAUUACCGCAUUGUUUGAGGAAACCAAACACAUUAGGAACAUUUUUUUAUUUCAUUUAAUUGAUGCUUACAAAGCACUUUGACCCUAAGUUCAAAUGACUGUUCAUUCACUUGGGAAACUGAAGUUUUUUCUGAGUUCUGAAAGUUCAAAUUGAUUAUAGGAUCAGUGAUUAGUUGUGAUCAGUCUAACAGCUUCUUUCUACCAAACCGUACGGUUCUCGGCCAAUAGAUUCACACCAGAUCCAUAAUUUGAAGCAGAUCUUCGCACCACUUACUGAAAUAAUAAGAGCCAAUAAGGGUUCAGACAGGAAGUAAAGUCUGAUACUAAGAAGCAAGUUAUGCUCAAGUCACUAAAAUAGACUUUGGACUUGAUUUAGACUCAUGCUUUUAGGACUUGACUCAGAUGGAAGGUCUCAAACAAUUUCUGUCUUAUGUCAUCAUGGGUGACAGUGGCCUAUCAAGUGUUGAUUGGCUGAGUCACAGUAUACCCUGAUAAAGACUGACUAACAUAAUAAUUUAGCACAGAUUGAAAAUACCUUCUUUGCAUUAUUUAUGAACAAAAGGAGUUAAAUAUUGCAUUUGAUUUAUAAAUACAGUACCGUUGACAUAUUGUGGGUUUUUAAGAGUUCACCACUACCUGUUUGUGUUUGUUGCAGAACCAAUGAACUCUGAAAUGACUUAACUUAGGCGUGAAAUAAUUCUCUUACAAACAUCAAUUUAAGAACCUUCGUGGUUCAUAAGAUAAAAGCACUCCCUGUUCGAUUCAAUUGGAAGUUUUGAGAACAUGAACCUUUUUUACCUAAUUUUUUUGCCUUUCUUUGAAACAAACAUAUUUGUAUUUUUAAUGGGAAAACAUUUUGACCAACUGAUUUUCAAAAUGAUAAAAUGAUUAAUAUUUUUGCAUAGUUUGAUUGAAUAGUGCAAAAUAACAGGCUUCAGAGUAAUGAUUUUAACUCAUAAGCUAAGGCAGGUCUGUAUUUAGGACAUAUCACUGCAUGGAUCCUGUGUUAAUAUUGGUCAUUAGAAACUAAAGCCUAUUUCAUCAAAGCCUGGAGAUUUGAUUUGCAAUGAAAGACUUGAGACGUGACUUUGACCUACACUU